CAGGCCGCUAUGGAUGCAAAUAUCUGCAAGCCAGAGUCGCUAUGUCGCGUAUGUGGAGAUAAGGCUUCAGGAAAACACUAUGGCGUCCCAUCCUGUGAUGGGUGUAGAGGUUUCUUCAAAAGAAGUAUAAGACGGAAUUUAGAUUACGUAUGUAAAGAAAAUGGUCGCUGUGUUGUCGACGUUACCAGAAGAAACCAAUGCCAAGCCUGCCGAUUCUCCAAAUGUCUACGCGUGAACAUGAAGAAAGACGCGGUACAGCAUGAGCGUGCACCUCGACCAGCCGUCGCAGCACAGCAUCAUCUGGCUCUGCAGAAAUUAGGCUACAAUUUCACACGUCAACAACCUUUCUUUCCACCCGCCGCCCCUCUUACCUUCUCUACUUUCCCAUCUCUGCACACAUACAAUGGUCUUACAAACACACCCGACUCGCUGCCGAGUGUACACAACUCGUUUCUAGACGGUUCCUCCUUUCAAGACUUUUCCAACUCGAGACUUCCCGAGUCUGCGGAAAUAACACAACUCAACCCACUGCUUAGCCCUCAAGUUGGCCCAUUGACUACCCUCAACCCUUUCAAAAUUCCUCUAUUUUCUACUGCAUUGCAUUAUCCCGUACCACACCCGGGAUGUUUUCCGACCAAUAUGUUUUACCCUCCUGUUAUAUCAACAGAUAACUCCACAACCUCGGUUGAACAUGUUAGAGAGAAAUCGGUUGACAGAAAUCUAAAGUCACCAAAAUUCCAUUCAUCGCUCCAUAGUCAGAAGCCUGUCUCAAAGGAAGUUGAAAGAAUGAAAGAAGAUGAAGUCUCUAGUUCUGAGGAGGCAUUCAAGAUGGAUGGAUCAACAGAGGAUUCUGGCAGACAAGAUUUCAGAAGAAAAUUAUUACAUUUGACAGGCAAUUUUGAGCCACCAGUACACGUCGUAACCAAAGGUUCGGAAAUAUAUGUGCAGACACUGGAUUGCGAAGCAAAUGACAAAGAUAACUUAACAUUAGAGCCACAAAAAAUAGUUCGUUUAGCUGAGAGUACAAAGAGGAGCCUAGAUGAAUUACAUGUUGGAAAACAAACAAAACCUAUUCGCGAUACAUGGAACAUACCUGGUGAAGAAAUUUACGAUCCAGUCGCAAAACUCUUAGUAACAUCGAUAAAAUGGCUGCAUAGUGUCACAUCUUUCAUUCAAUUAAAAAGCAUAGAACAAGCAAAUUUACUACAUUGCAACUGGAGAGAACUUUUUUUACUAACUGCAUCUCAAUACUCUUUCUCCUUUGAAGAAGGUCAAAUAUCGGCACAAACAAGUUCUAAUCGCCCCAAUAUUAAACAAGAACUCACAAAACUAAUGUUUCUCUUGGAAAGAAUAUCUCACUGUAAAUUAGACAAAACGGAGUACGACUGUUUGAAAUCAGCUUUGUUAUUCCGAACAGAUUCAGCCGAUAAUUUCUCUUCACAAAUCGAAAUCAUUCAAGAUCAAACACUGAUGCUCCUACAGAAGCAUUCCGCCACCAAAGAUACAACGCGACUGGGACGAAUUAUGCUGCUUUUGCCUAGCGUUUGCUCGUUCGCAAACAAGGGUCUUCUUGAAUAUUUACUUUUUCCAUCUUCGUCUAACGAGGAAAUAAAAUUAACUCUUUCACGAAUAUUACUCUAUACAUCAAUGUAAAAAUAUUUACUUAUAGGUAUUACUAUAACUAUUAUAUAAUUUCUGGUUUUUAAGGUUGGUGCAAUAUUCAAGGCCUUUGUAUAGCACAGGACACUUUGCUCAGAAGAGCGCAUAAAUAAAUGUAAUCAUGUGGACAAGAUUUUGUGAAUAAAAAAAUCUCUUAUAUAUUUAUCUUUACUGAUUGAUCAAUGUUCAAGUGGGUGCCGACGAUAAUUUUCUUACUUUACGGCGACUACUUACCACAGCCAGACAAUGUGCUAAAUAUACCUCUUAUGAAAUAA
Achroia grisella is the source of this 1934-nucleotide messenger RNA. RefSeq names its product nuclear receptor subfamily 2 group C member 1-B-like. NCBI's taxonomy places the organism in Eukaryota, Metazoa, Arthropoda, Insecta, Lepidoptera, Pyralidae. The transcript is spliced from 7 exons. Bases 10 to 1653 code for a protein of 547 amino acids. The record is from RefSeq and is a predicted model, not a curated record. Gene Ontology annotation, biological process: anatomical structure development; cell differentiation; regulation of transcription by RNA polymerase II. Gene Ontology annotation, molecular function: nuclear receptor activity; zinc ion binding; RNA polymerase II cis-regulatory region sequence-specific DNA binding.